AUGCCUAGUCCCGCUAAGAAGCGCAAGACAAAUGAUGCUGGACCUGUGCCUCAACGAGUUCGGGGAAUCAAAUCAUUCUUUCGACCUCAAAAUUCCCCACCGACGACAGCGACCAAUGCCGAAGCGCCCUCGUUGACUGACGAAGAACUCGCGCGUAAAUUGCAAGCAGAAUGGAAUGAAGAAGCUAGUUCAGGCCUCCAGAACCCUAGUGUAGCUAGAGAUUCUCUGGGUUCAGUUUCAAAGGAGGCCAAACUUGAAGAUCGAGAUCCUAAAUUUGGCCUAGAACCACAACCGCAACCUCUGUCGCCCACCGAUUUUACUAUAGAUAAGGCGAAAAGUGUACUGUCGCUACAAACCUCGUCUAAUGAUGAGGAUAUUAUUUCCCAAUCUAUACCCUUUGACCAAAGCCCACUUACCUUUGAUCCAUCUGACUACCUUGAUCAAUUACGGACACACUGGGAGGUUGACGGGGGACAAGCGCCAUAUGCCAUUCUGACCAGAACAUUCGUCCUUGUCAAUAACACCCAAAGCCGGAAUCAGAUCAUUGACAGCUUGGUCAACUUCUUGAGAGUGAUCAUAGAAGCCGACCCUGACAGCCUUGCUCCCGCCGUAUGGCUUGCAACAAAUGCGAUUGCGCCUCCCUACGUUCCUUUGGAGUUGGGGUUAGGCGGGUCUGCUAUAUCCAAGGCGCUUAAAAACGCAUAUGGAUUAAACAACCAAGGAUUGAAAAUUCUAUAUGACAAGCAUGGCGAUGCUGGGGAUGUCGCCUUCGAGGCUAAGAAGAGGCAAAAAUUUACUUUGAGGAAGCCAAAACCAUUAUCGAUAAGAGGGGUCUACGAAUCGCUCUUGAAAAUCUCCAAAAGCAAGGGCCCAGGAAGCCAGGAGACCAAGCAACGAAUAAUUGAGAAACUUCUCCAGGAUACAAGAGGCGCAGAGGAAAGCAGAUUUCUCGUGCGAACGCUUGUGCAACAUCUUCGCAUUGGAGCAGUAAGAACAACAAUGCUUAUUGCUCUUGCCAGAGCAUUCCUGUACUCGAGACCUGCCACGAGCAGUUUCACUGUUCAUCACCGAAGGGAUCUCGCAAAACUCAAAAAGGAGGAACUCACAGGUAUCUACAGUAGGGCAGAGGAAACUGUGAAAGCUUGUUUUGCUCGACACCCAAACUACGACGAUUUAGUACCAUGCCUUCUGGAGAUUGGAAUAUCAGAUGAACUUAUUGUAAGAUGUGGGCUCACUCUCCAUAUUCCACUAUGCCCAAUGUUGGGAAGCAUAACGAGGGAUCUUACCCAAAUGCUCACCAAGCUCCAAGGGAGAGCAUUCACUUGUGAGUACAAGUAUGACGGCCAGCGGGCUCAGGUCCACUGCGAUUCCUCAGGCACGGUGUCUAUCUUUUCCCGCCAUCUCGAGCUAAUGACGGACAAAUAUCCUGACUUGGUUGCUCUAAUCCCCAAAAUCCGGGGUGAAGGUGUGUCGAGUUUUAUUUUGGAAGGAGAAAUCGUCGCGGUAAACCAGGAAACUGGAGAAAUAUUGGCGUUUCAAACUCUUACCAACCGUGCUAAAAAGAAUGUGGGCAUCGAUAGUAUUAAAAUCAGCGUAUGCUUGUUUGCGUUUGAUCUCAUGUUUUUGAAUGGUGAACCGUUGCUGGAGAGACCACUUCGGGAGAGGCGAGAGCUACUACGAGGGCUAUUCAUCGAGGUUCCACAUCAUUUUACAUGGGUGAAAAAUAUCGACGUGACUUCGUCUGAUUCGGAAGCUGUGCUGAGCUUUUUCAAGGAUGCCACUGAUGCCAAAUGCGAAGGUCUCAUGGUUAAGCUGCUUGAUGACGAUGUUGUUAAACCCGACUUGUCCAAAGAAGAGUCAACUGCGGCACCGGCUUCCACUAGCAAGCUACCACCAACUCUUACCACUGUUGAGCCGAGUGGGAACGCCAAAAGCAGGGGUCGACGCUCACUUCUCUCUACUUAUGAACCUGAUAAACGACUUGAGUCGUGGCUCAAAGUGAAAAAAGACUACAGUGCAGCAUCUGAUACUCUGGACUUAAUUCCCAUAGCUGCUUGGCAUGGGCAAGGUCGGAAAGCCAAAUGGUGGUCUCCGAUCCUUCUUGCAGUUCGAAACCCAGAAACUGGCUUGCUGGAGGCUGUUACAAAGUGCAUAUCUGGAUUUACAGAUAAGUUCUAUCAAGCUAACAAGGAGAAAUAUGCCGAGGGGAGCGAUAAUAUAAUUACGAGACCAGCCUACGUGGAAUAUAGGAAUGAGCCGGAAGUAUGGUUUGAACCACAAGAGGUCUGGGAAGUGGCAUUCGCUGAUGUUACUCUCAGCCCUACCUACACAGCCGCGAUUGGCUUGGUUAGUGAAGAGCGCGGACUGAGCCUUCGCUUUCCGAGAUUUAUUAGGGUCCGCGAGGAUAAGGGAAUCGAAGAAGCAAGUAGCUCCGAGUAUCUUGCGAGUUUAUGGAGGAAACAAACGAAACGACUUCAGGAAGAAGGAGCACUAACCAAUCCGGAAGCAGAAAAUGACGACUUCGGCUCGGAGGACGCGGAGGAUGAAAGAACCAACAUUUUGCAAGGUUUGGAUUUUAGGGGUUGA
Blastomyces dermatitidis ER-3 is the source of this 2586-nucleotide messenger RNA. RefSeq names its product DNA ligase 1. Gene Ontology annotation, biological process: double-strand break repair via alternative nonhomologous end joining; mitochondrial DNA repair; DNA recombination. Gene Ontology annotation, molecular function: DNA binding; ATP binding; DNA ligase (ATP) activity. The transcript has a single exon. The coding region runs from base 1 to 2586 and encodes 861 amino acids. Gene Ontology annotation, cellular component: DNA ligase III-XRCC1 complex. NCBI's taxonomy places the organism in Eukaryota, Fungi, Ascomycota, Eurotiomycetes, Onygenales, Ajellomycetaceae. The record is from RefSeq and is a predicted model, not a curated record.